UGUCAGCUAGGGCAUAUUUUAUACUGUCGAUAUCACUAUUAUUUCUUUCAUUUGUGACAACAUCAUGUCUUUAAGUCUACAGUCAGAAGAUUUACAAGAAUUCCUGAAGAUUCCUGAAUUCUACGCUUCAGAAUACAACAAACCAGAAUUUCAUGAUCGCAUUCUUGUGUUUGAUGUCGUGGCAGACAGUUUGGAAAAUAAAACAUUGCUUGCAAAGAAGUCAAUCAAUGAAGAGAAAACAGGUGAAAAUUCAUUGACUGUCAAGAAUCCAGAUGAUCAAGAAAAUAUUAUCGAAGAUGAUGUAAAACCUAAAGACGAAAAUAUUGAAAGUGAAACAGGAAAUACUUCCGCCCAAAGUGAAAGCACUUUGACAGAUAACAAGGAAACGCAAUUUGGCAUAGGAGAUUUACAGUCUAGCUUAAAGGAUGAAAUAAAUGAUUCAAUCAUCAUUCGACAACAUAAGAUUUUUGUGCACAGCUCGUGGCUAGCUGUACAAAGCAACUAUUUCCGCUCACUUUUCCUGUCAGACUUUAAACAAUCCAAAUCUAGAGAAGUUCAUCUGAUGGUCAGUGAAUCAGAGGAAACGUCUCAUUUGUUGAUGCUGAAAGCUGUUUACAACUCUGACAUAUUAAAUGAAGCCAGUGUAGAAGACCUUCUGGCCGUGAUGGAGCUUGCUGACAAGUACGACUUGCGCUUUCUUUUCAGGAAAUGUAAAUACGUUCUCAAAACCCACGUGACAAUUAGAAGCAAAUAUUGUGUUAACAGUGGAUACUACAUUCGGCAAAUUUCCGCUCACUUUUCCUGUCAGGUAGUUGUUACUUACGUGUCAUGUCAUUUGUACAAUUAGAUGCAAAUAUUGUGUUAACAGUGGAUACUACAUUCGGCAAAUUUCCGCUCACUUUUCCUGUCAGGUAGUUGUUACUUACGUGUCAUGUCAUUUGUACAAUUAGAUGCAAAUAUUGUGUUAACAGUGGAUACUACAUUCGGCAAAUUUCCGCUCACUUUUCCUGUCAGGUAGUUGUUACUUACGUGUCAUGUCAUUUGUACAAUUAGAUGCAAAUAUUGUGUUAACAGUGGAUACUACAUUCGGCAAAUUUCCGCUCACUUUUCCUGUCAGGUAGUUGUUACUUACGUGUCAUGUCAUUUGUACAAUUAGAUGCAAAUAUUGUGUUAACAGUGGAUACUACAUUCGGCAAAUUUCCGCUCACU
Messenger RNA from Xenia sp. Carnegie-2017, 1209 nucleotides. RefSeq lists its product as uncharacterized. The coding region runs from base 65 to 847 and encodes 260 amino acids. NCBI's taxonomy places the organism in Eukaryota, Metazoa, Cnidaria, Anthozoa, Malacalcyonacea, Xeniidae. The transcript is spliced from 2 exons. Gene Ontology annotation, molecular function: protein binding. The record is from RefSeq and is a predicted model, not a curated record.